CUCAGUUCGCUCGGAAACGACGAUCUCGCAUACAGCGUUUUACUCCAUUUUUUACUCGGUGAUAGCUAUGUUAUGUCUCGGAAGCGCCAGAGAAAACCGAUGAUCAAGACUCAAACAAAGCACUUUGCAAACACUGAGACCAAUAUGAUAACUAUCAGUUGCCUGAGCCCGAUUUGGAGAGCUUUAAGGAGAUGAUACUCGAAAGAAAGUCAAACCAAAAGCGCCUUCUGUUUGUGACCGAAACCCGGCGUCAGUCAUGAAUUAUUAUGGUGAACACAAACACAAAGACGAAACCCUGGAGAAGGUGAUGUUCUCGUGUACGCUGCCUCCCUGUUCACUGACCCGAAAGGAACAUAAAAUUGCGAGAGAGAGAGAAAGGAAGAAUACCCUAAAGGAAGGCAAGAAUCGUUAUAACAUUGUAAAAGGCUUGGCAGAAGGUGUCGAUGGAAUUUCCUUUGAAAGUGUGCUUAAAAAAAGACACUACCUACGAGCAAGAAAUAACUAUCUCAUUUUGGAGCCCUUCGAUGACUCUGAAGACUACAGAAAAGAAAGUACAUUUGUUCCCCUUCAAGACAUGUGGUUUGAGGGCUAUUUUGCAUUCGAAUCGCUCUUAAAUCCGGCGCAUUUUAUUCGUAGACGCGGAGAGAAACUGCGUCUGCAGAAGUACGAGAACUCUCACUUUUUCAAAGAGGACUCCAGCUUCAAGUUAACGAGAAAGAGGUGUAUGGCUUGUGUUAAGGAAGGCUCGCGAGUCUGGGCGAGGGCCGAGAAAGGAUGUUUCCAACGAGGUGUUGUGACAGCGAUGGACGACGACAUACACGUACAACUCGAAAAUGGCAAGAAAAUAAGACACAAGAAGGAACAUCCUGAAUGUGUGGUGCCUGACGCCGUACCACAUGUGAGGGAAGUUGACAUUGGCACAAGAGUGUUGGCCAGAUGGUAUAAUCGCUUAGACACUUGUUAUCCUGGAACGGUGACUGCCAUUCGACGCAGUUUCUUUGACAUAAUAUUCGAUGACGGAGAUAAGGGAAUCAAUGAGCUUCGAGAAUUAAGAAUACUGAGGAAAACUGAGGGCGAAGAAGAUGGCAAAUCCGCACUGCCUCCAUGGUCUUCGUUAGACGGAAUACCUCGCAUCGAAGGAGGGUUAUGUAUCGACUAUGGCGAUAUCAUUACGACCGGCCCCAGCUUGUUGAAACGGGAAAUCAAAGAAAAAAUUACAAUAGACUAUGAAAUAUGCUCUACACAAGAUUCGCCCGACGAGGAACGCGUCUCUAGUCCUUUGGACAACACCGAUGUGACAGAAAUAACGGUCAACGGGCACGCGGAAGAUCCAAUGGAAAAUGAACAGAAUUGCCAUCAAGAUGAAAACGGUUUUGCAUUGGAAAAUAACUACAGUUACCUUACCCCGGACAUUUGCGAAACGGAGCCACGAAAUCCAAGUCAGGUCAGCGGAAGUUCGAGCGACAGUGGUUACCAAGGCAACAACAGUCAUCGCCAAAGGAAAAUAGGUGUUUGGAGGGCCACCUCUUCUCAACACAACGUGUUCCGCUGUGGGAAUAAUAGUCCCCAGUUCCUCUCUCCUUUGAGCUAUCUCUCGCACCUGCACGUCCCAGGCCUUUCUGAUAUCUCUGACGUAAGGCGAAACCUUAGUGAAUUGAGUGUCACUUCCAGUGUCGACAGCGGUUUUAGAGGCAGCGGUCAUUCCUUCCGACUUCGGGAUAGGUCUCCAGUCAGAUGUCCCGGUCAUGCGGUUCCCGUUACCAAAGUCCAAGAGAAUUACUGGGAAAAAGAAAAGGAGCAAGAAACCGAGGAAGAAAAGCAGAAAAUAGAAAGCACAGAGGAUCUAAAUGGGGAGUUUCAUACUGGACCGCUAGGCUUGGAAACGGUCAUCUAACACUCUUCGCUCUUCAAUCAAGAAAAAGCCAUCGCAAAAUAAAAUAUUGCAAUACCGUGGCUAGAUUCCACUCCAAGAAGAGGCAAAUUCUAAGAAACUCAACUUGAAAGAGAAGACACUCUCAUAGCUGUUUCGUAUGUAGACCUAGAACCAAUCAGCCUUUCCAAGCGUAAUGGGACGUGGAAAUCGUCGAAACACGAAGAAAAACACCCAAAGGAAGCGAACAGAAAAACCGCGUCUCGAUCGUGGGAACCUUUCCCCGCCCCUUCCAAAAGAAGACGCUAAGUUGAAGAUUGCAAAGAAGACAGACAACACGAGACUUGGAGGUCGGCGGAAGCAAUUUGAUAAUGUAUUGUGAAAGAACAAGAUUCCGACUUCUACCAUCAAAAGAUAAAAAAAAAUGGACUACAUAUCAUAUAUGAACAAGUUAUUAGGCAGUUACAUUUGGUUGGUUUACCAGAUAGCUUUAUCAGCAUCAAUUUGUAAUUUGCACAAAUCAAAGUAAAGAUUUCAAAGUCAUUGAAUCAAAUUUGGAAAGAGAGGAAAGAGUUUUCAUUCAGUAGCACUGAUAAAACAAUUGCAAGUGCACAAGUAAUUGACAUAAUAUCUAGUAACUUAUGCAAGAUAUAUCGAAAACGUCUCAUUGAUAUCUACUACAAAUGAUAAAAAGAAUCGUAAAAAUAUUACAAUGAGAGGAGAUGCGAGAAGAAGGCAAUGAAGAACUAAAGUUCAUUUAUCAAGGACGAACGCUUCCGUUAAAUUUCACCGUUUGUCGUCUUUGAAAAUGAACAAAGAAAACAAUACAUUUUUACAAUCUCAGCCACUGGGAUUGGCAAAAUCAUAAUGACAUGUUUCGAAAAAUCUAGGCAUAUUAUACAAUAAAAACAUAAU
Molecule: messenger RNA, 2785 nt
Organism: Pocillopora verrucosa
Lineage: Eukaryota; Metazoa; Cnidaria; Anthozoa; Scleractinia; Pocilloporidae
Biological process (GO): L-arabinose metabolic process
Molecular function (GO): alpha-L-arabinofuranosidase activity
Source: RefSeq, a predicted model, not a curated record